AUGUCUGAGCCAAGGUGGUUCAUGGAGUGGAAAAAAAAUGGAAGGGACUCGCACUACAUGGAAGGACACCACGAGUACGGGCAAAUCACGACCGGGACAGGUAGUCCGUUCACGUUCGACGGCUUCCGCGUCAGGCAUCUGUUCAAGGCCGAUCCCAAGCUGUGGAAGAUAUCCCUUUCGGGUUUCCGUCGACCCUUCCGCGGCGUCGGUGAUCAACCCACACACACUAUUCGCAACGAUCCCCACCCUCAGCGUUACAUGUUCGUGGACUCCCGGCCGGACCAUAACUGGACCAUGUUGCAAAAGGAUUUCGAUUCCGGCGGCAUUGCCGGUGAAUUCUUCUUGGAGCACGCCGACUUGGACGAUAUUCGUAAACCCGAGGCCGGCGUCAGCGCUAAACGACUCAUUGCCGCAGACUUCCUAGAUGGAGGAGAGAUGCAAGGGGGGGCAGACUACUUCAUCCCCGUGUACAUCAUCUGCGCACUUAACGGAGGCGAGUCCUACCUCGGCCUCGACAAUCACGACAACGUCAUUCGCACGGGUACCCCCCACGUGUGGUACUGCAUCGGUCCUGGGUCAACAUAG
Ectocarpus sp. CCAP 1310/34 is the source of this 585-nucleotide messenger RNA. The record is from the annotation of a GenBank genome assembly. Lineage: Eukaryota; Phaeophyceae; Ectocarpales; Ectocarpaceae.